AUUUCCUUAGACCCGUCGUCAUCACCAUCUUCCUUUAACCAGAAAAUCGACCACGGUGGUGCGUUAAAAAAUCACUGGUUGCAACGUUCUACUCGCGGAAGCGCCAAAUCCCAACGAUACCCCAAACCCCACUCACCCUUCUUCUCCCAUAUCCUAAUCCCCAAAUUCCCUCAUUCAACUUUCCCCUCACCACCUUCUUCCACUUCCUGCAAGCUCAGCUAGGGUUUCCUCUUCUCUUAACCGCUCCAUGUCGAAGAGGAAGUUCGGAUUCGAAGGUUUCGGCAUAAACCGCCAAUCCACCUACAGCUUCGAGCGACCCCAGGCCCCUCAGCGACUCUACAUCCCUCCCUCCGCGCGUCACGGCCACGACCACUACGAAGACACCGACAUCGACAACAUCGACUACGACGACAACAACAGCAACAACAACAACAACAAGGACGACGACGACGAUUACGGGAGCAAUAAUAACAACGGUGGCGGCAACGACGAAGACGAAAUCGACCCCUUGGACGCCUUCAUGGAGGGGAUUCACGAGGAGAUGCGGGCGGCCCCGCCGCCGAAGCCGAAGGAGAAGGCGGAGGACCGGUACCGCGACGACGAGGACGACGAUCCCAUGGAGAGCUUUCUGAUGGCGAAGAAGGAUUUAGGGUUAACUCUCGCGUCGGACGCGCUGCACGCUGGGUAUGAUUCCGAUGAGGAGGUUUAUGCUGCCGCGAAAGCUGUAGACGCUGGUAUGAUUGAGUAUGAUUCCGAUGAUAACCCUAUUGUUAUUGACAAGAAGAAGAUUGAACCCAUUCCUGCUCUUGAUCACUCUUCCAUUGAUUACGAGCCCUUCACUAAGGAUUUUUAUGAGGAGACACCUUCAAUAUCAGGUAUGAGUGAGCAGGAUGUAAGUGAAUACAGGAAGAGUUUGGCUAUUCGUGUAUCAGGUUUUGAUGUUCCCAAGCCAAUAAAGGCAUUUGAGGACUGUGGGUUUUCUUCACAGAUUAUGAAUGCUAUUAAAAAACAAGGAUAUGAGAAGCCGACAACUAUACAAUGUCAGGCUUUGCCAGUUGUGCUUUCUGGCAGGGAUAUCAUUGGUAUAGCAAAAACUGGUUCUGGUAAAACUGCUUCUUUUGUACUUCCUAUGAUCGUGCAUAUCAUGGAUCAGCCUGAGCUUCAGAAGGAGGAGGGGCCCAUAGGGGUGAUAUGUGCACCUACCCGAGAAUUGGCACAUCAGAUUUUUCUGGAGGCCAAGAAAUUUGCAAAAGCGUAUGGGGUACGUGUCUCUGCUGUCUAUGGUGGAAUGUCAAAACUUGAACAGUUCAAAGAGCUUAAGGCGGGAUGUGAGAUAGUUGUUGCUACCCCUGGCAGAUUGAUAGACAUGCUGAAGAUGAAGGCAUUGACGAUGAUGAGAGCAACUUACCUGGUGCUUGAUGAGGCUGAUCGGAUGUUUGAUCUUGGGUUUGAGCCGCAAGUAAGGUCCAUUGUUGGGCAGAUUAGGCCGGACCGCCAAACCUUACUCUUUUCUGCAACUAUGCCUUGUAAAGUUGAAAAGUUGGCCAGGGAAAUCCUUUCUGAUCCUAUUAGAGUUACUGUUGGAGAGGUGGGGAUGGCAAAUGAAGAUAUUACUCAAGUUGUUCACGUAACUCCUUCCGAUUCUGAGAAAUUGCCCUGGCUUUUGGAAAAGCUGCCUGAAAUGAUUGAUCAAGGUGAUACCCUAGUUUUUGCUUCGAAAAAGGCUACUGUGGAUGAAAUUGAAUCACAAUUGGCUCAAAGAGGCUUUAAAGUUGCUGCAUUGCAUGGUGAUAAAGAUCAAGCUUCUCGUAUGGAUAUUUUACAGAAGUUUAAAUCUGGCCUCUACCAUGUGCUAAUUGCAACUGAUGUUGCUGCCCGUGGUCUUGACAUCAAGUCAAUUAAGUCAGUGGUAAACUUUGAUAUUGCAAAAGAUAUGGACAUGCAUGUCCAUCGCAUUGGAAGAACAGGCCGUGCUGGUGACAAGGACGGGGUUGCAUACACUCUUAUAACUCUGAAAGAAGCACGAUUUGCUGGUGAAUUGGUCAAUAGCUUAGUUGCUGCUGGUCAGAAUGUGUCUGUGGAGUUGAUGGAUCUUGCUAUGAAGGAUGGGAGAUUCAGGUCAAAACGUGAUGCAAGAAAAGGAGGUGGGAAAAAAGGCAAAGGUAGAGGAGGAGGUGGUGGGGGUGGCCGAGGUGUGCGAGGAGUGGAUUUUGGCCUGGGCAUUGGAUAUAAUCCUGAGUCAAAUAAUGCACCAUCUACCACAGCUCCCAGUCGAUCUGCCGCUGUAAAUUCUCUGCGAACAGGAAUGAUGUCACAAUUCAAGAGUAACUUUGUUGCUGCUUCAUCAAACUCUCAGAAUCAAGGCUUUGGUAACAAUACAAGCAUGACUGCUAAUAAGAGAACAGCACUCCCUGGUUUUGUAUCCGGUGGAUCAAUUGGUGGUGACAUAAAUACUUAUCAGAGUACUGCUUCACCCAAUCCUGCUACAUCAGCGGUAAUUUCCACCAGUCAAGGUUAUGGAGUAAAUCCUGGUCAGAAGAGCACGAACAGUUCUAAACCUAAAGAAAGGCGGAGACCAUCAGGUUGGGAUAGAUAGUUGUCACAUUGAAUGACACCCACUGCCAAAUGUAUCAAUGUUCCUAUAUUUAGGUCAAGUCAAGAGUUGAUUAUGUCUGUAUAAAUAAUGCACCAGUUUUCAAUCACCUAUAUGAUUUUAACUUCCAAGAAGUAGAAAGGUUUGAGGUUUGUUCGAUUCUA
Glycine soja is the source of this 2757-nucleotide messenger RNA. RefSeq names its product DEAD-box ATP-dependent RNA helicase 24-like. The transcript has 5 exons. Gene Ontology annotation, molecular function: ATP binding; RNA binding; RNA helicase activity. The record is from RefSeq and is a predicted model, not a curated record. NCBI's taxonomy places the organism in Eukaryota, Viridiplantae, Streptophyta, Magnoliopsida, Fabales, Fabaceae. The coding region runs from base 248 to 2596 and encodes 782 amino acids.